Molecule: messenger RNA, 2814 nt
Organism: Anisakis simplex (herring worm)
Lineage: Eukaryota; Metazoa; Nematoda; Chromadorea; Rhabditida; Anisakidae
Source: the annotation of a GenBank genome assembly
AUGGACCGAUUGACCUCUAUUCGAAGCAACAAACAGCGUAUUUUGGAAACGUUACGUGGAUUGAAAGAAAAUCUAGCCGAGGAUGAGGAACCAGACCGUGAGCUGAUGGCUAAAAUGAUUGCGAGCUAUGAUUUAUUAAGUGCACAAGAAGAGGAGUACUUGAAAAUAAUGCAACAAAUUGUGGCUAUACGUGAGAAUGCGGCUGAAGAUGUUGAACGUGAUGUGAAACAAGAAGGUCGAACUGAUGAAGUGGUGGAAACUGAUAAAAAAUCUGAUGAUAAAUCAAAAGAAUCUGAUGAUAAAUCAAAAGAUAAUGCCUCAGCAACUCCCCAAUCAGCACAACCGAAUGAACAACCUGAAAAAGUCGAUCAAAAGAAGUCGAGUGGUGGAACUGAAGACGAAUGGAAAGAGGUCGAAGAAGAGCUGAAGAAAUUGGGUAAUGUGACCGGUGAAGCAGUAGCCGCGUCAGUAUAUAACGAAAAACUUGUCGAAACAUUACACCUUUCUCGGAUGCAGAAGGCAGCAUUGGAGGAAAUGCGCAAAGAAGAAUCAGACACGAAACGUGGCGAGGCGAACGAAGCGUUGAAACAGGUUGAAAUGGCACGACUCAAAUUGCUAAUUGAUCAGGAUGAAAGACGAAGGAUACUGCAGAAAGAAGGAAAAUUCCGAAGGAAGGGUGGAAAGAAGACAAGAUCGAUUUUUGAGCAUUAUAGAGUUAAAGUGCUGGGUGUUGGGCAGGAGAAUUGUUGGAUGACAAAGAUAAGGAGAGGAUGGUUGUUGGAUGCGUUCAGUGCCGAUGGAUUAUUUGUGGCGAGACAGUUGAUGAUUGGAACAGAUCUGGAAGGCAUACAGAGUAGAAUUGAUUCGGUGCAAAAUGGUGAACAUAGCUUUAGGGGUAGCCAGCCUUUUAUGUUGUUAACGGAGACACACAGACGAGUACCACUCGCACUGGUGCAAUACAAAAAGAUAAUUUUAGUGGCUGCUGAGCAAGAACAAAUAGAGCGGAAACGCAAAACACUUGAACGACUGAGACGAGAGGCAGUUCGUCGCGGUAUCGUACUCGAGCCUGGCUCAGCAUCUGAGCCCGACAUUGUUGUUGAGCCACAACCCGAACCGAAAUCCGUUACUGAAGCUAAACUUCGAGCGAAACUGAAUGCUAAGAAAAAGCAAAAUGAGCAAGAAGAAGUGGAAGAUAACAGUCCUCCAAUACCCGAAAAUCUGGUACCACCUGAGAGAAUACCACCAAUCGUGGACUCGGCUGACUCGAAUGCUGAUAAUAGCACUAAUGCGAACGAUAGUAACGUGAACAAUGGUCAUGGUUCAUCCAAAAAGAAGAAGAAAGGUAAACGUGCAAAGCAGCAAGAUAAAGAACGUAGGGAUGCAAUCAACGCUUCAGUAAGAGAAAAAUUGGCUGCUAUAAAGGCACGCAAGCAGCGUAUGCGAGAAAUUCAGGCACAACUUCUGAAGCCAGUUAUUUCGGAAUCACAAAUGGAUGAAACUUUUCAGAAAGCUCAAGAGAGACUGAAAAGUUUGACAGCGAUGCGUGAACGUUUGGAAGAACUGAAAGAAAGUGGUGGAGAAGUAUCUGAAGAGACAGUUGCCAUGUUAGAGAAACAGCUUGUCGAGGAGGAGAAUGCUACGGCUGAGGACGAUAAAGCAAUUGAAGCUAGUAAUGACAUUGCGGAGGCAACCAAUGCUAACAUGGAACCAGCUUUGGAACAUAUUGAGCAGAUCGUUGAAAGUGUUCGAAGUGAAUUCGAUAAAGUGAUGAUGAGCGGACGUAAAGGAAAUGCAACGAACUUUAAGAGUGAAUCGGACCUAUCACCCGGAUAUUGUCUGUCAGUGAAUGAUAGUCAGCGACUGAAAAAUAUUGAGGAAUCGAUUGAGCAGCAGAAACGACUUCUUCUCGCAAUUAACAAUCGAAUUAGCGCACAUCAAUCUGACAGUGAUGUUCAGUCCUCACAACCGGCACUCUCAACACCACCAACAACAACACAGACAGUGAAGUCAGAUGAUUGUCAGAAAUGUAUUCACUUAAUGCAUCAAUCGCUGUUGACUGCUGAUUCGCAAGUGCUGAAUCGUUUCGCUGAUAUUAUCACCAAAUUAGCUAAUGCACAGAAUGUGCCUGAAUUGAGAGAUUUCCUUCAGACACUUUUCAACAGCUCUGAACAAUCAUUUCCUGCACAGGCAGCAUCCGUUGAGAAAGAGGAGUUAGACGCUAGCAAAUACGGAUCCGAUCAAGCAGCAAGAGUCGGCACUAGAAAUGGCGACGAACAACUCAUACCGAUUGCAAAUUCCGAACGAAUCGAACAAGCGAAACGACGACUGAGUUCGGGUAAGGCAAAACUUCAAAAGCAACGAACAUUGGAAAGAGUUCGAUGCCUUACGGGCGAUGAGAAUGGCGAGGAAACGAACGAAAGUGAACCUAAAGGUGAUGAUGGCCACGCUCUUAAAGGACUAGAAAAAGACAUAUGCCGUAUAAUCGAAGGUGUGGUACCAUGGAUACGUGAAUAUUCGGAGACAGUCGCAACAGAGAAGCUUAUGAAUGAACUGCGUAAUGUUAUACUGCAACGUUCAGCAGCAGUUUGUUUCCCGAACGGCUCUGGUUCGGAUCUUUUUGAGAAGCAGUUGAGUACAAUAAUUGAUGAUACACUCUCACAGUACUACGGCUAUAAAAUUGGCGUCGAUCGCGAACAGUUAAUAUUCGACAUUUCUGAAGUGCUUUAUAAUGAGCUAGCGUUCUUUCAACUCAUGUAUAACAUCGACUGUAUGGUUGAAUAUAAACAAGACGUGAAACAUACCGACAACAUUUAA